Passer domesticus (house sparrow) is the source of this 475-nucleotide messenger RNA. It is a transcript of the gene NDUFAF8, whose product is annotated as NADH:ubiquinone oxidoreductase complex assembly factor 8. The transcript is spliced from 3 exons. The record is from RefSeq and is a predicted model, not a curated record. Lineage: Eukaryota; Metazoa; Chordata; Aves; Passeriformes; Passeridae. Gene Ontology annotation, biological process: mitochondrial respiratory chain complex I assembly. Gene Ontology annotation, cellular component: mitochondrion. Bases 75 to 287 code for a protein of 70 amino acids.
GCGCGGUGCGUGACGAGCGGGGCGGGCAGCCAAUCGCGGCCGCGCGGGCAUGGCGGCGCCCGUGCGGUGAGGCGAUGUCGGGGCGCGGAGUGUGGCAGCGGGCGCGGGCGCGGCUGCGGCGCUUCCCGGCGGCGCUGGCGGCCUGCGGGGACCAGGCCGCGGCCUACGGGCGGUGCGUGGCGGCGGCGGCGGCGGGCCCGGCGGAGCUGCGGCGGGACGCGUGCCUGGAGGAGUUCCGGGCGCUGCGCGAGUGCUUCGCCCGCGCGGCAAAGGCGACGCCGAAGUGACCCCGGAGCCCCGCCCGGAGGCGCUCGUGGGGAACGGAGCCCUCUCAAAGCACCGCUUUGGCCUCCAAUGACGGAACCCCCCGAGCCGGAGCUGCCCACCCGCUCCCGGCCCGGAGGAGGCGCAGCCCCGGGCUGGGUGAGGGUCACAGAUCUACUUUAAUUUAUUAAAAAAAGAAUUGAGAUCAGAA